UGUUUGUUAUUAUUCCGGCACACUAGGUGGCGGAAGUGAGCUGUAAAGUUGCCAUGCCAACCAACACAAAGAAGAAGCGCUGCCUUAUUUUUAGUGUAUAAUCAGGCAGCUGCUUUUCUCGCAGCUAAUGCUAAUCAUUUCUGCAUCAAAAUAUUCCUGAGAGCAUUGUCACAAACAGCAAUGUGAGGUGAUCGAGUUAAACCUAGCUCAUGUUUGAGAUGUGCUCUAAAGUCCAGCAUCACUGAUGUUAACACUUAGACCUCUCACAAUGGAAUCAGAAGAUGUCAAAGACAGCUGUUUAGGAAAAAUGGCUCCCAGUCCGGCUCCAGAGGGCUCACAGCUAAGCGAAGACACUUCAGCUGAGGAGACAUUAAACUCAGGGGGACACGUCACCAUUGUGGACCACCAGAAGGUCGUAAAGAAGGAGGAACCUGAAGAUGAAGGCUACAUCUGUAAGACCGCAGAUGGAGAAAUAUCUGAGACCAAUGUCACCCCUGUCGAGCAAUCAGACGAAGAAAGCAUGAAAACUGUUAAAGAAGAAGAAGAAGAACCCGAAGAAGACGAAUUCCUCUGUGGAGGAACAUCAGUCUCUGUGAGACGUGUCGUCGUCGUGGACGAGAACAACGAAGAAUUUCAGAGCAAGUCUAUAAAAGAGGAGGAACCUGAAGAUGAUGACUAUCUGUACUGUGAGGAUUGCAGAUCUUUCUUCAUCAGUGAGUGUGAGGUUCACGGCCCAGCUCUCUUCAUCCGGGAUACGCUCGUUCCACUGGGGGUCGCUGACCGAGCCAAACAAACCCUUCCUCUCAGUCUAGAGAUUCUGAAGUCUAGUAUUUCUGACUCAGGCCUGGGAGUGUUUAAUAAGGGAGACACUCUUCCAGUCGGUGUGCACUUCGGGCCCUAUGAGGGAGACCUGGUAGACAGAGAGGAAGCCAUGAACAGUGUGUUCUCUUGGGUGCUCUACAAGAACGUGCAGUGUGAGGAAUACAUCAAUGCCAAGAGAGAGACACAUGCUAACUGGAUGAGAUAUGUGAAUUGCGCUCGUAACAGCGAGGAGAAGAAUCUCAUGGCGUUCCAGUAUCGAGGAGGGAUUCUGUAUCGUUGUUGUCAAGCCAUCAAACCAGGGCAGGAGCUUUUGGUGUGGUACGAAGAAGAAUACGCCAAACAUCUCGGUGUUACAUUUCACUACCUGUGGAACAAAAAGUCGACAAACAGCAACGAAAUGAAGAGCUUUCCGUUGCAAGUAUUCUCCUGUUCAUCGUGUUCCUUUUCCUACACGUCCCAAAUUUACCUCCACAAACACAUCAAACGAUGCCAUAACGAAGAAUAUGUGAGACUCCUGAAAUGUGGAGCGAUUAAACAUAACAAUCAGACGUCUUCGAACAGUUCCGGCAGUCAGCAAAUGUCCUCCGGAAACAUCCUGGCUAAAAACGGACAAACGGAGAAAGAAAUCCAUCACUGCUCAGACUGUGGGAAGAGUUUUACUAACCCGAGUUAUCUCCUACAACACCAGCAAGUCCAUACCCGAGAAAGGCCUUAUCACUGCUCGGAGUGCGGGAAGAGUUUUACAAGACCCAUUAACCUCCAGAUACAUCAGCGCAUUCACACAGGAGAGAAACUGUAUCACUGCUCGCAGUGCGGAAAGGAUUUUACCCGACAGAAUCAUUUCCAGUUACACCAGCACAUGCACACGGGGGAGAAGCCGUAUCAGUGCUCGGAGUGCGGGAAGAAUUUUACUCGACCGGGUAACCUCCAGCUACACAAGCGCAUUCACACCGGGGAGAAGCCGUACCACUGCAUAGAGUGUGGAAGGAGUUUCACACAACAGACAAGUUUACAACUUCACCAGCGCAUUCACACGGGAGAGAAGCCGUUUUGCUGCUCACAGUGUGAGAAGAGCUUUACUCGGCUCAGUACUCUCCAAAGACACCAGCUCGUCCACACGGGAGAGAAACCGUUUCAGUGCUCAGAUUGCGGCAAGAGUUUUACACAACAGGUUAAUCUCCAGCUUCACCAGCGUCUUCACACGGGAGAGAAGCCGUGUCACUGCACACAGUGCGGGAAGAGUUUCACACGCCUCAGCACUCUCCAAAGACACCAGCGGGUUCACACGGGGGAGAAGCUGUAUCACUGCUCGGAGUGCGGAAAGUGUUUCACACAACAGGUUAACCUCCGAUUUCACCAGCGUGUCCACACGGGAGAGAAGCCCUUUCAGUGCUCGCAGUGCGGGAAGAGUUUUACUCACCUGAGUACGCUCCAGAGACACCAGCGCAUUCACACCGGAGAGAAGCCGUAUCUCUGCUCGCAGUGCGGGAAGAGCUUUACUCACCUGAGUACGCUACAGAGACACCAGCUCAUCCACACAGGAGAGAAACCCUAUCUAUGCAUACAGUGUGGGAAAAGUUUUACUCAACUCGGUACUCUUCAAAAACACCAGCAAAUUCACACAAAAGAUAAAACCUACUACACCUCAUAGUGUGGAGUACCUUUACACAAAUCCUUAACGUUCAAACAAAUCAAACAUUUUAUUUACAGGUCACUAAUGCCCCUUUUCCACCGGGGCAGUUUGAGUGCUGGUUCGGAGCCUAAUUUAGAACCAGUUCUUUCUUUUCCGACAGCCAAAGCACCGGCUCUGAACCAGGAAAAGUGGUUCUUAAGUAGCACCAAAACGUUUCUGGUCUAGUCUUAAGAACCGCUUGCGUCAGGGGCUGUGGGCGGGGCUGUGGGCGGGGCUACUGUUAGCGCCUGGGGGCGGGGCUACUGUUAGCGCAUUUGAUAAUGUACCUUAAGUAUACUAAUGUUUAAUACACUUUUACUUUACCGCGAUAUGAUACAUUAUCAGCACACAUGAUAGUAAGUAGCUACAUGCUAAGGCUAACUUUUUUCUGUGUUAAUGAUAAAAUAACGUUAUGUACUUUCUCGAUAACAACCUCCGUUUAUACAGAUUACAUGGAGCUGCACGUACACGUUGGAUUCGCUCCGUUUGGGUGUUAAUGUAGGUUCACAAAGCCAUGAGUAUUAACAGUAAAGCAACAUCCACCAUUGUUGAUGUGUUUGUGUUUGUCGCUGCUGCGCUAACGUUACUGUGUAACGUGACACGUAUACAGUGACGUCAGACUCGGCUCUGUGAUGCUCUCUAACCGGUUUAAAGGCAAACCGGUUCUUAGAAGGUUCACCAGUGGAACCAACUUCAAACCAGCACCAGCGCUAGCUCUGAACCAGCACUCGGUUCUUUUUGGUGGAAAAGGGGUACAUGUGACUCCCAGAGCCAGCAAGACCUUUGGUUAAAUAGAAUAGGUUUAAAGCCUAGCGUUGCCUUAAGCAUGAAAACUGAGGAUACAAACAUGUGGCCUGGUUGCAAGAGAAAAGCCUUGAGAGGCUCAGUGGUCCUUAUGGAUUUUACACAAACGGUUCAUUUUCUAAAACAAGAGUUCUACAUAUAAUAAUAUUAAAAUGCCAAGAAGUCUGACUGAUUGUCUGUUUGGCCAAACAGCAUGAAACUAUCCCAGUUUACAAUAUAACUCCCAGAGUUUCACCUUUACUUAAGAGAACAACAACGCAACAAUGCCUGAGUUAACACAAAGGCUUUGUAGGGCUUUGUAGAACCUCCCCAUGCUGUAAGCGUUAAGUACUGAUAAAGAACCUGUACCUUUUUGUUCUAGCAGACAUUGUGGAUUAUAAUAGACCAAAAUCUUCCUUAGCUAGUGUGCAGUAUUUAAUAAAUCAGUGUGAACCUUUACAGGGAGUCAGUGUAGUGUGGGUACUGUGUGUAUUGCUGAUGUAGUCAAACCUUCUAGCACUUUCUAUCUGCUGCGUUCUGGAUCCUGUUAAAUUAACCCAACUUUGAGGUUAUUAAAACAUGAAAUCGACUUUUCUGCCUUGUAUUCUGAGAUGUAAAGAAUCACCUGGAUAUCUGUUUGUGUGUGCAUGCUGAGACCAUACAAUCACAUAUUAGUAUAGACUUUUCACCUUGUGCGCCAUAGGAAGCUACACUAUAUGGCUAAAAGUAUGUGCCCCCUGACCAUCACACCCAUAUGAUCUUCUUCCCCAAACUGUUUCCACAAAGUCCAGAGCACACAGUUGUACAGAACGUCUCUGUGUGUGUAGUGUUACAGCUGCUCCAUCAUGGCAAUGUCAUUGUGCACAAAGCAGCUCCAUGAAGACACGGUGUGGAGGUGAAGACUGGAGUGAAGAUCUCGAGAUCUCGAGCACGGAGUCUGACUUAACACCACUGAACACCUUUGGGAUGAACUGGAACUGGAGUCUCCCGAACAUUUCAAAAUCAGAGUCUGAUCACAUGAACACUAAUCCACACAGCCACAAUCCAACAUCUAGUGGAAACAUUUUCCAUAAGAGAAGAUAAGACUGGCACUGAUUGUAACAGCAAACACUGUGGAUUGAGACGUUCAGCAUGCACACGUGGGUUUGAUGGUCAGAGGUACACAUACUUGGUCAUACAGUUUGUCUGCUUGAUGUAAGGUUAAUUAUCAGUACUUCUGUUUCUAAAAAUAUGAUGAUUCUUCCUUUUCCCCUUCAAAUCCUGGGAUGUGUGUGUGUUUGAGGGGAAAUUGGAAAGAAAGAAUCUGAAUCCUUUGGUUCUCUCAGGCAUGUGCAGGAACCUUGGUGUCAGAUGUGUUGACUCAGGCUGGAUAAAUAAUCAGUAGCACGGUGAGAUGAUACUGAGAACAUGGUUCAAAGCUGAUUCAACACAUUUCUGGAUUAUUGAGGACUGACCGUUAAUAUUUGCAUUGUUUCUCUUCUCCAUUCCUCUGUGUUUACAUGUUUUUUAAAUAAUGUACAAGCCAUUGUUCUUGUAUGAAUAACUCUUCUAUGUGAAAAAUGUGAAAGUGUCUUAUUUCUCCUCAUUUCUGUAAUUGAAGAACUACAUCGAUGUUUUUGUUCUAA
Tachysurus vachellii is the source of this 4902-nucleotide messenger RNA. RefSeq names its product zinc finger protein ZFP2-like. The record is from RefSeq and is a predicted model, not a curated record. Gene Ontology annotation, molecular function: histone methyltransferase activity; protein binding. The transcript is spliced from 9 exons. Lineage: Eukaryota; Metazoa; Chordata; Actinopteri; Siluriformes; Bagridae. The coding region runs from base 245 to 2473 and encodes 742 amino acids.